Molecule: messenger RNA, 1267 nt
Organism: Prunus avium (sweet cherry)
Lineage: Eukaryota; Viridiplantae; Streptophyta; Magnoliopsida; Rosales; Rosaceae
Product: RNA polymerase II, Rpb4, core protein
Biological process (GO): transcription initiation at RNA polymerase III promoter
Cellular component (GO): RNA polymerase III complex
Molecular function (GO): nucleotide binding
Source: RefSeq, a predicted model, not a curated record
UAAGCUAGGGCAAAUCACCAACACCAUCUUCACGACUUCAUCUUCUUCGCUGCCUCUGCAACCUAAAAAAAAUUCACGUUGUGGUGCUGCCAGAGCAGAGCAUAUGCGUCUGGAAGAAGUUUAGAGAGCAGCGCAAGGCAAGCCCACAGGGGACUUUCAUCGAGCACCUUGCACACAAAGGGUCGCUCAGAUAACGGCCAAGGGGUCACCGGUGGAGUCCAUGGCUAGAUUUCCGGCAUCCCAAGGGGUCCUGUGACCCCUCUUGUCCCAACGUGCGUCCGCCACUGGUUGUUUUAGUGUUAUAGAAGUUGAGUUUUUCUGGUCUCUAAUGAUUGUCUUCUCUGAAUCGGUCCCUUUACCCCAGUAGAGCAUCAAACCAGACAGAUAUGUAUUGUUUGCUUACUCUCCUUAGGAACAUGGAUCCCCUUUUCUAAUGUUGCUCUUUGAAUGGAAAGUUCUCUCAGGUCUUCUGCUGCAAUGGAUUAAAACAGAAAACCGUCUGACUCGUUGUGGGUAUCAAAACACUCUGUUAUUAAACAGUUUUUUAUCGCUCUGAAGCUCUGAUUUUUAGUGGGAUGAAGAUAGUAGAGGCUAAUUCCGGUGUGCUUACCAAUUUCGACGUGCUCAAAUUUCUAGAAUCUAGAGGGGCUUCUAAAGAUUCGGCACGGGUUUUUUCUAAUGUAACGCCAUCAGAGAAUAAGGUUUAUGGUUAUUUGUUUGGGACUCCUGCUCGUGGUCAAACAAUGGAGAAUAUCAAUGAGUUCAAGGAAAAGUGUAAGAAGUAUGACCUUGCGGAAGCUGAGGUGCUCAAUAUCAUCAACACUAGGCCAUCUAGCAUUGUUGGAAUCUACCCGCUUAUCGAGAAUUGCGACUUGCGUUUAGGAGAUACUGUUGAAGAGCUGGUAGAAUUGGUAGUAGAAGUGUUUCCACCUCAUCCUUCAGCAAAGACUGUUGAAAAUGAUGCAAAAACCACAAAUGUGGAAAAAAUUGAAGACCAGAAUGAUAACGAUGAAGGGAAACCAGAAAAUGAGGAAGAAAUGGAGACAAUCGAUGGGUCUUAGGACUGGCCGUUAAUCUUUUCUUAAAAGUCUUGUGUUCAAAAGCGUUCCAAUACCAAUACCAAUGUUGGAAGACACAUGAAUUUUGGAACUUGUAGGUUUGAGAUCAAGGUUAUCAUGUUCCAUGUGAUUCUUUCCUUUUGUUUUUACGUGUACAAGCGAUAUUGAAGGAGGGAGGUUUCGGUAUUAAGCUCGUAUUUUGUUCUGCA